AUGGUAUCCAUCGACUAUUUCACCAAAUGGUUCAAGGCAUAUUCUGUUGUCACAAAGAAAGUAGUGACAGAUUUUGUCCGAAACAACAUCGUCGGUAGAUUUGGAUUAUCGGAGUCUAUCAUCUCUGACAAUGCUGCCAACUUCAACAGAGACCUCAUGAGAGAAAUAUGCGAGAAGUUCAGAAUCUUCCACCUCAAUUCCAUAGCCUACAUGCCACAAAUGAUUGGGGCGGUCGAGGCAGCCAACAUGAAUAUCAAGAGGAUUCUACAAAAUAUAGUAGACAAUCACAGACAAUGGCACGAGAAGUUACCUUUCACUUUAUUAGGUUACCGGACUACCAUAAGAACAUCUAGUAGGGCAACGCCACACAUGUUAGUAUACGGCACAGAAGCGGUGAUACCUGCAAAGGUCAAGAUACCGUCCUUAAGAGUUAUUCAAGAAGCAAAAUUGGACGAUGCAGAGUGGAUACAGGUCAGGCAAGAACAGCUCAUGCUCAUUGACGAGAAAAGAAUGGUUGCAGUAUGUUAUGGCUAG
This is a messenger RNA of Nicotiana attenuata, 534 nucleotides long. RefSeq lists its product as uncharacterized. The record is from RefSeq and is a predicted model, not a curated record. Gene Ontology annotation, molecular function: nucleic acid binding. The transcript has a single exon. NCBI's taxonomy places the organism in Eukaryota, Viridiplantae, Streptophyta, Magnoliopsida, Solanales, Solanaceae. Bases 1 to 534 code for a protein of 177 amino acids. Gene Ontology annotation, biological process: DNA integration.